Messenger RNA from Peronospora matthiolae, 852 nucleotides. NCBI's taxonomy places the organism in Eukaryota, Oomycota, Peronosporomycetes, Peronosporales, Peronosporaceae. The record is from the annotation of a GenBank genome assembly.
AUGGUACUGGAUACCAUGUCCGGCAGCGAGAUUUUUAGCGCCAUAGACCUGACAGACGGGUUUUGCCAAAUUUUAAUGAGGGACAGUGAUAUCCCGUUCACCGCUGUCAGCACACCGAGUGGGAUGCUUUGGGAGUGGCUAGUCAUGCCACAAGGCCUUAAGAACGCUCCAGCAACGUUCAACCGGAUGGUGACACAAGUGCUUCGGCCACUACGUGAUUUCGCUCCAAGUUAUUUCGACGAUAUUUUUGUUCACAGCCGCGCUGAGCAACAACUCAGCGCUACGGAGGUCCACCUUCGGCAUUUGAAACAGGUGUUCCAAGUGAUGCGCGAGAACAAACUGUACGCAAAUUUGAAGAAGUGUGUCUUCUGCGCUCCCGAGAUUCCAGUUCUUGGAUGCUAUGUUAGCAAGGAAGGUGUCCAUGCUGAACCCGAGAAAGUGUCAUCGAUAUGUUCAUGGCCUACGCCCAGGAACCAAACGGAACUACGCCAAUGGCUUGGCUUGGCCAAUUACUUGCAUAAGUAUACGAAGAACUAUGCAGAACUAAUCCAGCCACUAUCGACUCUACUGAAGAAAGACGCAGUUUGGUCAUGGAAAGCUGAACAUCACUCUGCCUUCAACUCUGUGAAAAAGAGCUUGUCUGAAGCACCAGUGCUGAUGUUGCCUGAUGAUUCCAAGUCAUUUCACGUCGUCUGUGAUGCGAGUAAUUUCGCUAUUGGAUGUGCCCUCAUGCAGUUUGACGAUGAGGGCCGAGAGCGCGUCGUGAGCUUUCAGUCACGACAGAUGAAACCUCCGCAGAGCGGAACUAUCCGGUACAUGACAAGGAACUUUUGGCUAUGCGUUACGCGCUGA